Messenger RNA from Asparagus officinalis (garden asparagus), 2731 nucleotides. Its product is annotated as E3 ubiquitin-protein ligase HOS1. The record is from RefSeq and is a predicted model, not a curated record. Gene Ontology annotation, molecular function: ubiquitin-protein transferase activity. Gene Ontology annotation, biological process: protein ubiquitination. The coding region runs from base 100 to 2715 and encodes 871 amino acids. NCBI's taxonomy places the organism in Eukaryota, Viridiplantae, Streptophyta, Magnoliopsida, Asparagales, Asparagaceae. The transcript is spliced from 9 exons.
UAUUAACGGGUUGGACCCGUUUCUCCUCGCUCUCGCUCGUAAGCUAGGCUCGGCCGCGAUCGCUUAAAACCCUAGUCGCCGUGAGAGACGACUCCGACGAUGAGGACGACGAAGGCGAACUUCAAGGAGGCACUAGAGUACUUGGCAUCAAUCGAUCCAAUCGAACUAUGCAAUGAAGCGAAAGUUGAACAUUGUCGAGCUACCAGAGAUCUGAGGAGCUGCGGUCGCCCCGUUCAACAUGUUCUUAGCUCCUGCGGGCAUGCAUCUUUGUGUGCCGAGUGCAGUCAGAGAUGUGAUUCUUGUCCUAUUUGUAGGGUUUCCAUUCCAAAUAGUGGGAAUAGGAUCAAGCUUCGCCUUUAUUAUAAAUGCAUUGAGGCAGGAUUGCUUUCUAAAAGAUUCGAUGAAAGGUUCCAUGAGAAGGAUGAUGGUGGUGGACAUGCGAUUGCCGAUAUACAGCGCUUGUAUCGUUUGUUUGAUGUUGCGCUAGAAAAUAAUCUGGUUUCUUUGGUUUGCCAUUAUGUUACGGAUGUUUGCAUGGAUGAGAAUGCUGUAUCGAGCGAUCCUGUACUUGCUUUUCUUUUGGAUGAAGUUGUGGUGAAGGAUUGGUGCAGGCAAACAUUUAUUGGCAUCAUUCACGAUCUUCGAGAAAAAUAUUGUCUUGGAGCAGAAGAAAUGAAAUCAAAGAUAUCUUUGUUCCAGAAGAUGACAUUAAAGCUAACAGGAAUUUCAAAUGUUCUCGAGGUUAUAGUUUCUUCCCUUAAUGGAACCUUUUUUGGGCCGAUGCAUGACAUGCAUUACCUGCUGGAGAGCAUAUUGAAGGCUAAGCAGCACCUGGAGAUAAUGAUUUGGUGUGUUCGACAUCAAUUCUUAGAGAACAUCCCGUCUCAGCAUGCUAAUUACACCUCAUGGAUUUUCCAUUUCCAUGAAAAGAAAGCAGCUGCAGUGAAGCGAGCGUGGCCUGACAUUUCAAGUUAUCCAGAAGUUUCUUCUGGGUCAAAAUCAGCACUCUUUAUUGAAGAAGCACUAUCAAAUCUAGGUAUAGGACACAACAUAGCUGAGGGAAUGGAAGAAGUUGACAUUUUUUGCCUGCGAGAUGAAAAUUCACCACUUUUACAGUCCGAGAUAGAUGAGGCCAAUAAGAACGAGGAACUCUAUCCUUUUGAAAAUGUGCGAGCUGCUACUGAUACUCUCUUUCUACACGGAACAUCAGAUAUGGUGGUUGCAAAACGUGCAAUAUUUUUAUAUUAUCUAUUUGACCGACAUUGGAGUACACCUGAUACGGAAUGGAGACAUUUAAUCAAUGAUUUUGCUGCGUCAUUCGAUAUAAGCAGACACUCAGUACUAGAAUCUUUAACAUAUUACCUUCUGGAUGAUCAUUCAGACCAGGCACUUCAGGAGGCCACUAAUCUUCUAUUAGAAAUUGCUGGUCUGGAGACACAUCCGAAGAUAGCACAAGUUUUAAUUGAACGUCAGCGUCCUGAUGUUGCACUGACCGUUUUAAGAUGUAGUGGGCGUGAUGGCUUCUCUGCCUAUCCAAAAUCUGAGCAUGACAGCCUCCUAUGCAUCAAUCUGAAAGAAGCAAUUACAGCUAUUCGCGUCAAUAUUGAGUGUGGUCUGUUAACAGAAUCCUUUAUGUAUCAAAGGGUGCACUGUUCAAAAGUGAAGGAAUUAGAAUUGAAAAAUAAAUCUUCUGAGGCAUUUUCCAGCAGUUCUAGAUCGAACUCUUGGAUAUAUCAUGUUGAGGUUUUGAUAACUGAAAUUUGCAACCUCUGUAUCAGAAUGAACCUGGUGGACAGAAUGAUUGAAUUGCCUUGGAACUCCGACGAAGAAAAAUUUCUCCAUAAGUCUCUCUUCGCGCAUGCCUGUCAAAACCCUGCUUCAAUAUAUGGCAGUCUACUUGUGGUGUUUUAUUUGCAGCGCUAUCGGUACAUAGAAGCAGAUCAAGUAGACUGUAAACUUCGGAGUUUGGAGCAGAACUUUACGGAGACUGCUAAUGAGGAUAUCAAAUGCAGGAUAAAUUCAAUAAGUCACUGGAGAACAGGAUUAGUUGAAAAGUGCCUAGAAUUGCUUCCUGAGGUGCAGAUACAAGAAGCAAGGGCUGGAAGGACUGCUGAUUUUGAUCUAUCUUCAUCCCACAAUGUGCCAAUGCAUUUUGAGUCAGAUUCCGUUAGUAUGCUAUCAAAUCAUGCUACCAUAUUGACUUCCUCAACUGCAAAGCCAUCUAUAUUUCUUCACGAGAGUACUAGAUCCUUUCCUUUUAGAAACCCUUCACAUGAUGUGAUGAAAAAUUUUACUAGCAGCAUGAAUAAUGCCCAUUUGGAGCCAGGCAAAAGGGCAUCAUCCAUUCUUCAGAACAGUUUUCUUUCUCCUUUGGGCGGUUCUUCCAGAAUGAAGUCUGUAGUUGGUGGAGUUUCUUUGGGUCCCUACAAUUGGAGCCGCUCUCCUCCAGAUGGUAUAACUUCUGAUAUCCAACGUCAUCAAUCUGCUGGCUUCUCACUCUCUGCUAGUUUUCAAUCUAAACCACAAAGUGUGGCCCUUAGAUCUCAGAAUGGCAAUCAGCUUCGUGCUGAAAGUGCUGUGAAACUAAAAAGUGUUGAAGAUUUCCAGUCAUGCAAUUUGAAAAUAACUACUGAAGAUCACAAUGAUCUGAUGGAUACUUCACUUAGUAAUGGGUUUUCAAAAAAGCCAACUCGUAAUCAGCAGCCAAAAGGGUAAGUGACAUUAGGAUUAU